Protopolystoma xenopodis is the source of this 282-nucleotide messenger RNA. The record is from the annotation of a GenBank genome assembly. NCBI's taxonomy places the organism in Eukaryota, Metazoa, Platyhelminthes, Monogenea, Polystomatidea, Polystomatidae.
AUGACACGAAAUGGCGGAGGGAAGAAGAGUCGGAUUGGACGUGAGGAGCAGGUCUUACCACUAACUCUGCUCAGACGAGGUCAGGCAGACGUGCCAACCCUCGCUGACCCCAAAAGCAGCGUCUUUACCCAUUUUUUCGCGUCUUUCCCCCGGAGAUCGACACUACAGCGCCUGGCGAUAGCCCGUUUCUGCUUUCAUUUUGUCCGUCCGAGUGAAAGCAGAUUCAUCAACACCGACAAGCAUAUGCUGCUCCCCGGCCAACCCCAGCCAGUCGGCUGCUGA